Molecule: messenger RNA, 2286 nt
Organism: Exophiala viscosa
Lineage: Eukaryota; Fungi; Ascomycota; Eurotiomycetes; Chaetothyriales; Herpotrichiellaceae
Exons: 1
Coding region: 324-2186 (620 amino acids)
Source: RefSeq, a predicted model, not a curated record
CUCCAAAUGCCAACGGUCGACUGAACUUCUAGGGAGUCGAUCAUAACAGACCCCACCAAUUCCGGCGAUUCCUGCAUCCUCGGGUUUGGCACACCCAAACUUGUUACUUGACACAGCCUCGCUUCCACGAACUCAAUACCCACAUUUUGGCUAAUCUCUCAGCUGGAACCUGUUUCGCAAGUCCAGGACUAUUUAAUUAACGGCUGAGAAUCAUCAUUGCCCAUCAACAUUAUCCUGUCAUCAUUGCCACGACCCCAUGUCACUUUUAAAUUCCUCGAGUCAAAGCGCCCUUCGCAGCCAAUAUACAAUCAUUACAAUCAACAAUGUCGACUGCGAAUUCUAGAAAACCACUGUUCAAUUCCUCUACUACCCGCGACCCCAAUGAGAAUAUCCCCAGACGGCCGUCGGUUCCAAGUGCUACGGGUCAAGGUCUUGCACGCUCUCCCUCCGUCAGACAGACGAGACCGCUCCGCAAACCGACUGUACGAAUGAGCAAUUCCUCUCCCGCGGGCGACGCCGAAACAGACAAUGAAGAAGCCAAAUCGGCAAAUGCUCAAUUGAUCGCGGAUCUCAAAGAGCAGGUUGAUCGUGCCGAACAAGCCUCGGAGCAAUACAGAAGACAGUUGGAGGUCAUGCAACAACGUCUUGAUGAGGUAGCGGCGGAGCAGACAACUGCCGAAGAGCGCGAUUACCAGCGCCAAACGGACCUCGACCGUCUGAAAGCACAGAUCAAAGACUCUGAAAGACAAUACCGAGAGCUGGAGGUGACAUAUAAUGAAGAUAAAGAUACAUUCUUGCAAGAGCGAGGAAGGCAAGCCCGCAGAGAAGCAGAACUCCAGUCUGUCAUCAGCAGGUUGAAUGAGACACUGCGUACUCGGAGCGCAGACAAACUGACCGCGAGUCGCUUGGGUUCGAGACAUGCCGACUCGGACGACCAAGAUAUUAUUGCGCCAAUGCCAGGUGAAAAUGUCGGUACCCUCAGUGGUGACAACUCAAGCCAGGAUUUGAAUCGCAUCCUGGAAGAAAAAGACGGGGCGAUUGAAGCCCUCCAAUUUGACCUCGCGGAAGCACAACUGAGGCUGGCCGAUCAAGAGCACAUGGGUGACGGUCGCCUUCAAGCCAUGGAGAAGGCCAUCAUGGAGAUUAAGAUGCAAAACGCACGACUUGUGGAAGAGAAUGAAAGUUUCCAGAUGCUUCUGACCGAGAAGACGCUAAAAGGAGACUUUUUGCACGGCCAACAUGCUCAAGAAGAUAUCAGUGGUCUGAGUAGUCUCGCAGAAGAACUUGAGUCUUCCGGAGAGGCUACCGAAGGACAGACCGACUCAUACAGAAAACUUGAGGCGGAGUACAAGGCUCUGCAUGAGGAAAAGAAUGCCCUCAAGUUGUACAUCGACAAGAUCAUCGGUCGCAUGCUCAUCCAACCGGGCUUUGAGCAUAUCUUCACAGAUCAGGACGAAGCACCCACACCUCCUACAAAACCCGCUACAGUGGAAAAGGCACUUCCUGCCGUGCCAGACCAGCAAACAUCAGAUUUUGCUGCAGCAAACCCAUCAGUGGGUGUGACCGGAUUCCUGCAGCGAGCUCGGUCGGUAGUGUCACGACCCGGUGGGGGUAAAGCGCGGCCAAUGUCGUACGCACAACCGUCCGGACAUACACCACCACCUCCUUCAGCAAAUGAGAAUCCCGUGACCGCGCCGAGAAUACCGAUCAAUCGAGAGCGAGGACACCGUCGGGCAAGAUCUGAUCAAGCCCAGACCGACAUGGCGGCGGCUGCAGUUGUCCAUCAAAUGAAUCGGGCGUCAACCUUUCGCACUACCUCUGGAGGGCCACUGAGUCCAGGCCUCCGACCACUCAGUCCUCAACUGGGACAAAGACGUGGUUCAGGCUACUUUCCACCGCGUACGCCGUCCGCUGGUAGACGUGAUGGUAGUUCCGCCAAUAGCGUGACCAGUGAGCACAGCGACGAGCAGAAGUCGAACACGGAUGGAAGCUCCGUUGCGCCUGUGACGGCCGCGACGCCUCAGAAUCAGGCGAAUAUCCCUGGGGCAGUGAUGAAGCAGAGCCAGUUGCGUCCACUACGUCUCGUACAAAAGCAGGACGAGGAGGAGGAGAUGAUGAAGCGGGCGCACCGGGGAAGUUGGAUGGGCUGGUUGCGAGGGAGCACAAUCGAGGCUCAAAACGAAUAGAUUCUGGUUCACAGGUGAUACCCAUUAUGCUGGAAGCCCGUACAUCGUUAACUGUACGGAAUUUGGACAAGAUAGACAGAUACAUUGCGAAGAAGCUUAU